Messenger RNA from Stereum hirsutum FP-91666 SS1, 3909 nucleotides. RefSeq lists its product as uncharacterized. NCBI's taxonomy places the organism in Eukaryota, Fungi, Basidiomycota, Agaricomycetes, Russulales, Stereaceae. Bases 1 to 3909 code for a protein of 1302 amino acids. The transcript has 20 exons. The record is from RefSeq and is a predicted model, not a curated record.
AUGAAUUCGUACCCUCCAGAGUUGCUUGUACAGCUGGCUCCCGUGAUGUUCGUGGCUGGCCUCGACGUUCCCAAUCCGAAUCCAGCUACACCUUCGACAGAGCCAGAAAUAAUUGUCGCAUCUCCCUCUCCGACACCACCAUCUGUUCGUCCACAACAAGACCCUUUCACUAUCUUGAUCUUACGUCUCCGAGACGCGCUCAACGCUCAACGCAAAGUGGCAGUGUGGCAACCAGAGAAGGCAAAGACAUUUCAAGUCGUUCUCGCUGUCAAUUUUCCGCCACGCAAACUCAUUCCACCAGACGCCGACGUACACCAUUCAACUGUUGCUCACUCUCCCCUCUCGCCCCUCACUCCCUCGUCACCAUUGCAUCCAGACGGUCUCAUCGCACCGAUCUGGAUUCGAAAACACACGGCCCUCGUCCCGUCUGUCUUUGUUUUGUUCAUCCGACUUUAUGAGACCCCUGCACAAGGUCCUCGAUCCCCUCUCGAUAUUGUCGACCCGGAACGGGAAAGAGAGAGGGAGCAAGAGGAGCGGCGGAAGGAUGCCGAUCUGAGCGCGGAGGUGGCGUUGAGGAAGAAGGCGACGAACGAACGAGGAAUCAAAUUGACGGUCGUGCUCAUUGCGAGCAGGAAGAUGUUAGAUGAUCCUGCGCUGGAUGCCAGGCUGACUUUUAUUCGGAGACAAAGUGGCUUGGACUCGAGAGCCGCCCUCUUCGUUUUAAGCCCAGUAAGUCCAGCAGAGCUAAGCGAUUUCGUGAAAAGCCUCCAACAGGCCUUAUACGAACCUGCCGUAGACUACUACACAAACCACUCCAAACGGGUCCGACGGAAACGGAAUCGCCACACACAGGCUACAUCCUCUUACGUCGGUCUCAUUUCGCCCGCGAGUGUGGCAAACAUCGCUCGUCCACUUAGGCCAGAAGGAUGGACGGUGCGGUACGAAUACAAGAUGGCAUGUUUUGCAGAGUUCAGAGGCGAGGAUGAGGUCGCGCUCAAACAUUACCAGGAUUCGUAUUCGACACUGGUGAUUAUGUUCGGUUCGACAGCUAUCUUACCGCCGAGGACGAAGAGGUGGGCUGAAGCCAAGGUUUUGGCCGAUUGCAUCAAUAUCAAGAUAUGCAAGCUCUACCUGUAUAACAAUGAACACGCCUUAGCACUCUCGCAACACACAAUACACAUGAGAAAAUUCGGUGACUUUUCCAGAGGAUGGGGAAUCGGCGAAGAUACUUUUGAGUUCUGGAGCUGGAUCGCACGGCAACAUCGCGUCUUCGCCGAACUCCUCGAACAGGGCACACGCUCGACACUCAUCAUUCCAUCACACCUUCCUCUCACCACGGCGUCGUCCUCCGCGAGCUCUCUCGCUGCCGCAUCGUCCGCGUUGGAAGUGGAUGCGAUGCGGGUGUUAGGCCUGAAUCCGAGCCAUGCGUUGCAGCAUCCGGGGUUCUCAUAUUAUAUGGCAGCGAGGGCGACGGAGAAGAGGAGGGAGAGGUUGAUGGCUAUGAUCGAAACGGUGAUUACAUCUGAACAGAAUUUGAACAAUUCACCUGGGUUUGCAAAUGAGAGGAAGGUCGAUCAUCUAACGAUAAUUCUCGAGCUCUUCACGAAAUCGUAUGAACUCUUCAAAAAGUACUCCCUCCCCAAUGGCCAAGGUCAAGGUCGUCUCACGUUACGUAUCGCAUACCGCAUAGCGCAAACAUACUACGAGGCGGGUAAAUUCGAUAUGGCUGUGAGGUUCUUUGAGCGUAUUGCACGAACAUACAGGAGGGAGAAAUGGGGUUCCAUGCUGAGGCCUCUCCUGUCGACAUGGUACGCUUGCGCGCAACAGUUGGGUGAUGUGGAGUUGAGCGUGAAGCUGUUGGUUGAGAUGCUUGCCCAUGGAAUGGCGUUCAGCUCGGAUGAAGAGGAAGGAGCUGCGGAAGAGGAUCUGCUCGCCGUACUCAAGAGCACAGUACCAUCUUCACCAGACGAGCCUUUAGUGGUCGACCUCUCCGAUUCUGAAUCAAUAUUCACCUCAACAACGGUAUUCUGGGACUCGGAAACGAGUGUCGAUGUACCCUCAGCAUUUCAGAUCUCUUUGAACCCGCCUAGCUCUGUGUCGCUUUCCAAUUUAGCGUUUUCAUCCCUCGCUAUCACGUUCUCGCAUGAUGAACGACCACUUGUAAUAACACACUCGGACGACCAUAGUACAGAGGGUGCACUUUCCGAAGAUUUGACGAGGGUCAUUCGGGUGGGAACGAUAUCGCCUACGAGCGACACCCUAGGUCCGGAGGAUGUGAAGGCCAAUUUGAGAUGGGGAAGGGGCACCACAGUCGUCAUAUCCGGCACGGUGAUGUCCAAUAUACCAACUACAUUGAAUGUUUCAAAUAUCGUCCUGACCCUCCAAGAAAGUGCGUGGAGAAUCGAAAUUCCCAUUCAGCCGACUUCGACUAGCGAGGGUAAACCGAAAACUCCUCAGUGGCUUGCGUCUGUUGAUCCAGCGCGCUUUGUACCCGUGCGAAGGGAGCAUUGCCAUGAACUGCUCAUCCGUCAUCGCCCACAUCUCCUCCAGGUGGCUCUGAAACACUAUGCACCUGCCUUUUUGGAUGAACAGUAUCCGAUCGUAAUUGAUGUGACAAACGUGGAUACACGGCCUCUAGAUGUUGUGCUAGACGUACUCUUGCAGCCCACUGAGAUUGACGAAGCUGUCAACGAUAUUCGAAUCGAUGAGGAACGGUCGUCGGGGCUGAUCAAGGGUAUCGCCCUAGGGAUUGUUCCUCCAGGAGUCUCAGUCCUGAAGACACUCUAUCUCCACAACACAGGAGCACCAGGAGAUCGUAUACUCGAUAUCUCUAUUCAGUCUCGUUUCACCCCUUCCUCCCUAGCAUCGACACCAGACACUGUGCCUCCUAGCCCUCUCUCCCCAUCUGAUGACCACCGCGAUACUACCGAAACGCUUGAGACGCUCGUUAUACCCACUACAGAAGCUAUGAAAUUGAGCUACGACGUGAAGUACAUGAGCACGGGAACAGAGACUAGGAUGGCAGGGUUAAUGGAUCUUGAGGCGUACGUGGAUGAGUACUGGGACGAUCGCGAUGGCGGGGUCGCAUGUGUGGAAGCAAGAAUGGAGUGUGUUGGUCCAUGGAGUUUGAGCGUCGAGAAGGUCAGACUGGUGAGGAAGCCUGGACCACAUGCGAAGGUAUUAGACUGUUCAGUUGAUGAAGAUGAAGACGAAAUUGCGUCAGACUGGCUUCCUGGGGAUGAGUUUGCAGCCAUCUGCCGAAUUAGUCUUGCACCAGAAGACGAACCCGGAGAAGACGACGCGAUUGCCGGCCCAGGAGAGUAUGAGCUAUCGUGGAGGAGAGUUCUGCCGAACGGCGAACAUGGACCUCUUUGCAUCAGUACUUUUCCUCUCCCAAUACUCCAACCACCACUUGGCGGUCUGGUGGCUCUUCUAUCUAUCCCUUCAUCCGCCAAACUCCACAGGCCCUUCCAAGCGUCGCUGACCAUCCGAAAUCAUCACCCGACUCGCACUGCCACAGUCAGUGUCCAGCUGGAGCCCGACGCCACUACUGAUGCAUUCCUAGUCGCCGGCUUGCGUAGUGGACGGAUCCCCAUCUUGAUGCCAGGGGCGGAAGAAAAGUUGACGUGGACCUUUAUCCCAGUCGAAUGUGGGUUUGUGCGGAUACCCAAGAUGUUCGUUACAGACAAGAGGUUGGCGGAGCCACGUUCUGAGGACGUACUCAAGGCUCCAAGCCAGGACGAGGUCGGGAAGCCUGUGAGGAUCAUAGAUACGAGGAGAGAGUGGAGAGAUCAGGAGGAUGUUCAAGGGGCGUAUGGCACGGUGAAUGAGUUGCAGGACAUCCUGGGUGGGAGAGCACCUGGUGGUGAAAGCAUGAGUGGGAUCGAGCCAAUUCUUGUACUACCCUGA